GAAAGCGUUUUUAUUAUCGAUAACAAUCGAUUACUCACACAUCAUUGCAAUAACAGCGUUUUCUCUCUGAACUGUGGUUAGCAUCACCGUGCCAUCAGCUCCCUUUUCUCUGAAACGUCAAAUUUGUUGCCCAGAAAUACAAAAGAAAUAACUAAAACAAGAUGCCACACAUGGUAACAAUGGGUAAUGGCCAAAGCCAAUCAAUUCAAGAAAUGUUGGGAUGCAUUGAAAGAUACAAUCCCGAUCAUUUGAAGACAUUGGAAGCCUACGUUGAAGAGCAAGCCAAAAACAACACUUAUGAUUUGGAAGCUAAUUUGGCUGUCUUGAAAUUGUAUCAAUUCAACCCGCACAUGUUGAAUCAUGAAAUUACCUAUACCAUCCUCUUGAAAUGUCUGACCAACCUGCCACACACCGAUUUUGUUAUGGCCAAAUGUUUGCUGUUGCCACAACAAAUGAAAGAUGAAACGGUUCAGACCAUCAUUGAAUUGGCUGAUAUUUUGGAACGUACCGAUUUUGUUUUGUUCUGGCAGAGAGCCGAUGUCAACAAGAGUCUAUUCCGUCACAUUACCGGUUUCCAUGAUUCCAUUCGCAAGUUUGUUUGCCAUGUCAUUGGUAUCACUUUCCAGACCAUCAGACGGGAUUUGUUGAAGGAACUUUUGGGCGGUAUUGAAGAUUCCACUUUGGACAAAUGGGUGAAACAAAAUGGCUGGAAGAAUCAAGGCAAUUUGGUGAUGAUUGCCUCGCAAGAUGAGAAAAUCAAGACCAAGAAUAUUACAGAGAAAAUUGAAUUCGAUAAUUUGGGUGGUUUGAUGGCCCAAUGUUUGUAAGGCAGAAAAUUUUGAAUGCAUAAAACAGCAAGCCACAAAAAAAAAUACAACCCAUAUUCCACAAAAAACCAAACACUUUGUAUUUCUGUAAACAAGAAGAGUAAAAUAAAACAGGAACUUUAUGUGUGACAUUUUUUUAAAUAG
Messenger RNA from Musca domestica (house fly), 971 nucleotides. It is a transcript of the gene eIF3k, whose product is annotated as eukaryotic translation initiation factor 3 subunit K. The transcript is spliced from 4 exons. The coding region runs from base 162 to 827 and encodes 221 amino acids. Gene Ontology annotation, molecular function: ribosome binding; translation initiation factor activity. The record is from RefSeq and is a predicted model, not a curated record. Gene Ontology annotation, biological process: regulation of translational initiation. NCBI's taxonomy places the organism in Eukaryota, Metazoa, Arthropoda, Insecta, Diptera, Muscidae. Gene Ontology annotation, cellular component: eukaryotic translation initiation factor 3 complex; cytoplasm.